GCCGAAGAUGUCGGCUCGGUCAUGUGAUCAGCUGUGUCCAAUCACAGCUGAUCACAUCUCGAGAGGAGAGCUGAACCUGUCAGUGCUCAUCAGUGCCACAUCAAUGCCGCAUAUCAGUGCCCAUCUGAGCUGCCUUUCAAUGUCACCCAUCAGUGCCACCUAUCAAUGCCAAUCAGUGCCGCCAGUCAGUGCCAUAUAUCUGUGUCAUGUAUCAGUGCUGCCUUUCAGUGCCCAUCAGUGAUGCCUGUCAAUGCCCAUCAGUGCAACCUAUCAGUGCCACCU
Messenger RNA from Staurois parvus, 282 nucleotides. NCBI's taxonomy places the organism in Eukaryota, Metazoa, Chordata, Amphibia, Anura, Ranidae. The record is from the annotation of a GenBank genome assembly.